Molecule: messenger RNA, 2076 nt
Organism: Cheilinus undulatus (humphead wrasse)
Lineage: Eukaryota; Metazoa; Chordata; Actinopteri; Labriformes; Labridae
Product: glycerol-3-phosphate dehydrogenase [NAD(+)], cytoplasmic
Exons: 8
Coding region: 99-1154 (351 amino acids)
Biological process (GO): carbohydrate metabolic process; glycerol-3-phosphate catabolic process
Cellular component (GO): glycerol-3-phosphate dehydrogenase (FAD) complex; cytosol
Molecular function (GO): NAD binding; glycerol-3-phosphate dehydrogenase [NAD(P)+] activity; protein homodimerization activity
Source: RefSeq, a predicted model, not a curated record
AGCUCGCAGCUUGCUGUGCGUGUUGCAUAACCGUACUGCGGGUACUCAGCAGCAGUCAGUGUAGGUCUCCACUCCAUUCAUCGGCUUAGCUCUUCACAAUGGCAGCUCCAAAGAAAGUCUGCAUCGUUGGCUCUGGAAAUUGGGGUUCUGCCAUUGCCAAGAUAGUUGGUGCCAAUGCUGCUCAGAAGCCAACAUUCGACAACACCGUCAAAAUGUGGGUGUUUGAGGAGACUGUGAACGGACGCAAACUGACUGAAAUUAUUAACGCUGAGCAUGAAAAUGUGAAAUACCUUCCUGGGCACAAGCUACCAGCCAAUGUGCUGGCGGUACCAGAUCUAGUGGAAGCUGCUAGCGACGCAGACAUUUUGGUGUUUGUGAUUCCACAUCAGUUUGUUGGGAGAGUGUGCGACACCAUAAAGGGGAAGAUAAAGACUGAAGCACUUGGAAUAUCCCUUAUCAAGGGUGUGGAUGAGGGGCCGGAUGGGCUGAAACUUAUCUCUGAUGUGAUCCAGGAGAAGCUUGGUAUCACUAUGAGCGUGCUGAUGGGAGCCAACAUUGCCAAUGAGGUUGCUGAUGAGAAGUUUUGUGAGACCACCAUUGGAUGUAAGAAUAAAAACCAUGGAGCUCUAUUAAAGGAACUUAUGCAGACAAACAACUUCAGAGUGACUGUAGUCGAGGAGUAUGAUGUGGUGGAAAUCUGUGGGGCCUUGAAGAACAUUGUUGCAGUUGGGGCGGGUUUCUGUGAUGGCCUGGGUUUUGGGGACAACACAAAGGCAGCAGUGAUCAGGUUGGGUCUGAUGGAGAUGAUUGCAUUUGCCCGCAUCUUCUGCACUGCUGGACCCGUGUCCUCUGCAACCUUCCUAGAAAGCUGUGGUGUGGCAGACCUGAUCACAACCUGCUAUGGUGGCCGUAAUCGCAAAGUAGCUGAAGCCUUUGUGAAGACGGGAAAGUCCAUUGAGGAGCUGGAGAAAGAGAUGCUGAACGGUCAGAAGCUGCAGGGACCAGCAACAGCAGCUGAGGUCUAUCUCAUCCUCAAGCACAAAAACCUAAUUGACAAGUUUCCAUUGUUCAAUGCAGUGUAUCAGAUCUGCUAUCAGGGCCAUCCAGUCACAGAGUUCAUAAGCUGUUUGCAGAACCAUCCUGAGCACAUGUAAAAGCUGCAAAGAAACCACGUGCCUUCUGAGAACAUAACCAUGACUCACCUGUUACCUGUCAGAAAAAGAUGGAGGAUGACCAGCAGCUGCACAGCUGUCAUGCAAACUUGAGGCUCCAGGCGGCGAGUUGACAGGUUGCAUAACAUUUGUUUGUUAAGCUCUAGUUUGACAUCUUUGUCCUCUAACAUUCAGUUUCUGACGUCGUUUAAGUGCUUUCUUGUAUUUCCUGACAUUUGCAACUUGAAGGAUGACCGAUGGAAGAUGUUUCUUUCCUCAUGUCAUUGUUGGGUGGAUCUUUUUGCCUUGAUUUUUUUGUUUUUGAUGAAAUCUGGGUGCAUGGUGCCAAGAUGAUACACUACACAGAUUUGACUCCAUCGGAAUCAUAUUGAACACAUUUUUCAAACGAUUUCUUCAGUUUAAUCCUACUGUUAAUUUUUUUGAUACAUCAUGCAUUCAGAUUUCUGCAGGGCCAACAACUCAGGGCAAAGACCUGUUGAAAGCCUUCUGAUGAGGUAAUCAUUGAUAUCUAACAUUUAUGUUGCCGUCCAUUUAAUGCCUGUCCAUGACUGUAAGCUGUCUAAUCAUAGAGUAAUACCUCACUUUUGUUGUCUUUGUAUGAUCAUAAGUGUCUUACAUAAUUCACUAAGAUAUUUCCUGUCUUGUACUGUAUAUUCACAAACUGUAAAUCGCACAGCAACUGUUUUUAAGAAGAAAUGCAAGUGCCUUAGAAAGCACAGUUGCGACAUCUCUAUUGUCUUUUUUGGGGGGGGAGGUCCGACCAAAGACUUGACUAAUUAAGUCCAUCCAUAAUGCCAAUUGUUAUUGUGACCCUGCCUGAUCCCGUCUUCCUCUGUGUUACAGCUAACCUGUGUUUGAAAUGUGUCAACAUUUGUCUGUGAAUAAAUUAAUUCAAGUCAUCAAA